ACUGCAGUGUUGCAUUGUGGGUGUCAGUUUGUAGAUUUCGAGUCAACAUGGCUUCAGUGUUGUGUAAAUCGUUGAGGUUCCUCGCUUUGAACUCGCAACGUCUCCGUUUACGUUGUCCUUCCGUGGCAAGGACUAUUUCUACGGCCACCAUAUCAGGGCAGAGAUGCAUCACUUCUUCGUUCCCACACACGCAAGCUGUUACGACAACAUCAACAACCAAGACUUCAUGUCCAUCCCAACAAAUUAAUCCAGCCAGGUUCUAUGGGCAUCGACCUACACUUUCACUGGACAACGUUCAGAAGAGGGUUAUCCUUGUACUCAACCUCUAUGACAAAAUUGACCCUAACAAGUUGACUCUGGAUUCCCAUUUUAUAAACGAUCUUGGAUUGGACAGCCUUGACACAGUAGAGGUCAUCAUGGCCAUGGAAGAUGAAUUUGGUUUUGAGAUUCCAGAUGCGGAUGCUGACCGAUUAUUUCGACCUCGUGAUAUUAUACAAUAUAUUGCUGAUAAAGAUGAUAUUUAUGAAUGACGAUACGAUACGAUAGAGUCAGUAAGUCUUUCUUGUGGUAUAUUGUUUUAGCUGAGGUGAAAAACAAUGUUGGAUGGGCCGAUGAAGACGAACCUUUAUUGUUGCCAUGGAGUCCGUUUUUUUUUUGUUUGUUUUGUGUAAUAAAUGAGAAACAUUUUAGAUAAUAAAUACAUAGUUUAAAAAAAUA
Messenger RNA from Octopus bimaculoides (California two-spot octopus), 717 nucleotides. RefSeq names its product acyl carrier protein, mitochondrial. The record is from RefSeq and is a predicted model, not a curated record. Lineage: Eukaryota; Metazoa; Mollusca; Cephalopoda; Octopoda; Octopodidae. Gene Ontology annotation, molecular function: acyl carrier activity; acyl binding. Gene Ontology annotation, biological process: fatty acid biosynthetic process. Gene Ontology annotation, cellular component: respiratory chain complex I; mitochondrion.